AUGGCGCGGUGGCGGGGCUCAACUGCGGCGGCGGGGACGUGGUCCGGUGGCCCUUCCGGCGAGGCGGGGUGGCCGACCAGUGCGAGGCGGCGGGCGGCGCUACGGGGAGCGGGCAGCUCGGGCAGGGAGGCGAAUGCUGCGGGCGGCGGCGCAGAGCGGCCUAGGGCGCGGGCCCCGAUGGGCUUCACGGGCCUGGCCCAGGCUCGGGCGGGCCGCGGCGGUUGGGGCGCGGGAGGGAGACGUGGCGCACGGGGAGUGGCCACGGGCGGCGUCUCCGCUGACGUGGCGGCGGCGCUGGGUGGUGGCUGGCGGCGGGGACAGCGCCAAGUGGCGGAGGAGGAGCGGGCCGGUGCGGAAAUGGAGGGGGAAGAGGGCUAG
Molecule: messenger RNA, 378 nt
Organism: Aegilops tauschii subsp. strangulata
Lineage: Eukaryota; Viridiplantae; Streptophyta; Magnoliopsida; Poales; Poaceae
Source: RefSeq, a predicted model, not a curated record